Molecule: messenger RNA, 4474 nt
Organism: Drosophila albomicans
Lineage: Eukaryota; Metazoa; Arthropoda; Insecta; Diptera; Drosophilidae
Gene: Glut4EF
Product: transcription factor mef2A
Exons: 8
Biological process (GO): regulation of transcription by RNA polymerase II
Cellular component (GO): nucleus
Molecular function (GO): DNA-binding transcription factor activity; RNA polymerase II cis-regulatory region sequence-specific DNA binding
Source: RefSeq, a predicted model, not a curated record
UAAAUAACAUAAAAAUGUCAACCAGCCGCCGUUUGGCCAAACGCUCAAUAAUUGGCACCAAAGUCUGUGCUCCGGGUCCGGACGGACUUUGGUAUUCGGGCGUCAUACAGGACGUUAAGACGCCCACACUAAUGUCCGCCGAUCCGAUGCCGCCGCCCACAUUCUUGGCGCCCGGCGAUGCGCAAUUGAAUGCGGAUACGCGUUACAUAGUUCGCUUCGAUUUCAAAACGCAAACGUUGCCCGCUAACGUUAAUGCUUCUUCUUCCGUCGUCGUCGCCGGUUCCGAGUCGGUUAUUGUCGAGACGCGUCGCGCCGCCGCCGCCGCAGCCGCUGCUGCCAGCGUUCACAUUAGUCCGGCUCAGGCAUUGCGUCGCAAUGCAAUGACAAAGGAGUUCCGUGAAUCCGAUCUGAUUGGACCCGGUUUUCGUUCCAUAAUGAGCAUUCAAUUGCAGCCGGGACAACGCAUCUUUAUCACCUACAAUGGGCGCGAGCAGAGCGGCGAUGUGGUCCAGCAUGAUGUCAACAAGGAUGAGGUCGUUGUCAAGAUCACCACAAUUGGCAAUGAGGAACCCAUCGAGCUGAAGAAGCGUUUGGAGGAAGUGCGUCUGCUGGAGUCACGUCGCUCCGCUCGUUUAGCCGAUCAGGAUCGCGACACGGACUUUGCACGAUUGGCCGACAUGGGUGGCGAUCGUCGCCGAACCACACACAGUAUUGAGGUGCCAUUGACGCUGCCGCCGUCGCACAACUCACGAAAGCGUCCGCCAAGCGACACUUACGACUGCAGCAGCGAUGAUUGCAAAGUGGACGUCAUGAAUGAAUGUAAUGCAGCAUUAAUUUUAAUGAAUCUACACAACUCGCCGAAUACGGUGUCGGACAAAUGGUUUGGCUCCAGCCCGGGCAGCAGCUCGUCGGCAUCUUGGAGCUCCGGUUCGGCAUCGCCGCCAUUGAGCGAUGAUGGCAGUGCAUUGCAUGGUCACAUAAUAUUGUCGCCGCACGAUGCGGCCAUUGCAUCGGCAAAUGCACGCAUACGCACAACAUCGGUGUCCACAUCGGAUGAGGGCAUUGUCACCGACUUCAAGGAGGAGCGCAAGAAGAAGGUGAGUGCUUGCCACACCGCAUUGCCACACUGCUCCACAACCACAUCCCGACUUUGCCAAAUGCCCAAUGCUUCGAAAAAAUUCCGCUGUAUCUGGAAGGGAUGCGGCACCGUGGAGCUCACACAAUUGAAAAUUGAACGACACGUGAGGGACACACAUUUGGGCAAAAAGGCCAGACGCUCUGGCGACUCAGAUUCCUGCAGUGAAAAUGAGCACGAAGAGGAGUUCUACUACGACGAAGACGACGACGACGAUGAGUCGACGAUCAAAACGCCUAGUCCUGCGUCACCGCCCACGCUCAGCCACCGGGACAUGGCGCGUCCGCCGCACGAGGAUCCCGAAUACCAAAGACAGAUCGUUGGCAAUUUCAAACAAGGACGCGCUAUGAAUAACUAUCACCACCUAACGCAUCAGCAAUCACAGCUACAUCACAGCAACAGCGGCAGCAGUGGUGCUCAUCACAUCACCAGCACACAGCAGCAACAGUUGCAGAAUAACAACACUAGCUGCAUACCGACAUCGCCGCUGGCGCAUCACAAUUACACUUGGUCAUCGGCGGCUGCGAUCACAGUGAGCGCUCCAUCGGCGACAUCCCACCACAGUAGCAGCAGCAGCAGCAGCAACAACAGCCACAGCCACCAUAACCAUCAUCAUCACCACAAUUCGACGACACUCAAUAAACACGCACGCUCAUCAUCGUCGCGUCCGUCCCACUCGACUGCGCCAUAUCCAUCGCCGACAUACGUCCAUCACCAUCACAACCACAAUCACAGCUACAACAGUCACAGCAGCAACAGCAGCAGUGGCAGCGGCAACAGCAGUCCGGUCAUACAUAGCAAUAGCAGUGCCAACAACAUGUUGCAGCAAUUGUCGCAACAGAAUGUCACAGUGACGGCGCAUCACACCAGCAAUGGCCACACACAGCAGCAACAGCAGCAGCAGCAACACCACCUGUCUAGCGUGACAAUCACGCCGAAUUACCAUCCGCCGCAGCAGCAGCAACAACAGCAACAUCAUCAUCAGCAGCAGCAGCAACAACAACAGCAUUUGCGCGGCCAGCAACAGACAACUGCCAGCAACAAUCAUGUUGCCAAUUCCGGCCAACAACAACAACAACAGCAACACAUGCCACUGCAACAUGUUGCAGUGCAACAAACGGUGAGCGCUGCCAAGCACACGCCCAAUUCACCAAAUCGUCGCACGCGUGGCGAGAACAAGAAAUGCCGCAAGGUCUAUGGCAUGGAGAAGCGAGAGCAAUGGUGCACUCAAUGCCGAUGGAAGAAGGCUUGCAGUCGUUUUGGCGACUGAAAGCGACAGAAAUCGUCGGCAGAGGCGGCAGCCCAAGCGUCGACGACACUGCGACAAGGCGACAUCGCAAAGGCAGGAGCAACAGCAACACCAUCAGCAGCAACAUCAACAACAGCAGCAGCAUCCACAACAGCAACAGCAACAACAUCUUCAUCGACAUCGACACCAGCAACAGCUGCUAAAAUGACAACAACUGUGGUAAGAUUGGCUGCCGAAGUGGCUGCUGGCAAACAGUUGCCAGCAUCGCUGACUAUCAAAACCAAUCGACGCUAUGGCGUCCACCACAUACAACAACAACAACUGCAACAGCAACAACCACACAAGUACAACGGCAGCAAUUGCAAUGCCAACAGCAACAAUCACACUAACAAUAUCAAUAGAUUUACGCGCAUCAAAAGUGUUGCUACCUCGGUGAUUGUAUCGCCAUUUGGAGCAGCAACCAACAGUAGCAGCAGCAACAGGCCAACGCCCACCCCCUCGCCCACCGCCAACAGCAGCAGCAGUAGCAGCAACGAAGAUGGAGGAGCAGGAGGAGGAGGAGGAGGAGGAGGAGGAGGAGGUGCUAGCGACAACAGCAAUGUUGCUGCAAUUGCUGCCGCUGCCGCCUAUGAGCAAGAACAGGUUGCUGCUGCCAAAGGGUUGCUGGCUUGGAGUCGAGCUGCAGCUGCAGGUCAGCAACAACAGCAGCAGCAACAGCAGCAACUGUUGCUGCAGUAACAACGUUUAAAUAUAGUGAAUGUUGUUGCUGUGCAAUCAGCUUGCUUCUGUUGUUAUUGUCGUAAAGUGUUGUUGACAAAACAAAAAUGAAAUGAAAAUGAAAAAUGGUCUCUUCUUAUUUACUCUGCAUUGAAUUGUGCAAAAAACAAAGCAAAAAGCAAAAACAAAAACAAAACAAAAACCUUAAACGUAAUGGUAUCUCUUUGUUGUUGUGCUGGUGUUGCCAACUGCCGUGCAAAUGUUGCUAACAUUUGCGCUGGGCAACAUUUGCAAUAUACAAUAAUAAUAAUUACAAAUAAUAAUAAUUAUAAUUAUAAACAGAAAUAAUUCAUAAUUAUUAUGCAUAAAUAUACAUAUAUAUAUACAUACAUACAAUACAAUACAUAUUUAUUUUAAAACCUGACUUUGUUAUUUCUUAUGUUAAAAACUAAACAACAAAAAACAAAUUCGUGGCAAACAUUUUUCAGCUGCAAUUCGUUUGGCCAGCAAUUUUAUAUACAUAGAGAAAAACAACAAAAAAAAGGAAAAAAAGAAAAUGAAAUGCAUAUAAAGAUAUGUUGAAAGUAUAGAGAUAAAAAAAGAAAACAAAAAAACAAUGAAAAAGAAAACAAAACAAAUCUUAAACAAAUAUACAUCUGAUUUUUUUUAGUUUGUAAGAAUCUAGUAAAUUUUUUCUUAGUAUUAGUGCAAUUUUUGUUCUUCUUCUUGCUCUAAAAAACAACAAAACAAAACAAAAAACAAAACGAACUCAACAAAAAGCAAAAACAAAUCAAAAUAUUCAACAAAUAACCAAUACGUAUAUAUAAAUAUAUAUAUUCAAAGCAUAUUAAUCAAGCAUCAACUUCAAAGAUAAACAAAAAGCGAAAUAAAACUAUUCAUCUCUAAAAAAAAGAAAAAUAGUGAAAUUACUUGUGUAUAAAUGAAAACAGAAAACAGUUAAACCAAUUUUACAUAUACAUGUGUAUUCUUAUGUAUAUGUGUGUGUGUAAGAUCGCUAAGAAUUAAGUAUUAAGCAAGAGUUCAUGAAUACAAAAAACUGCAAUACAUAAACGAGUACUCAUAAAAAACAAAACUUAAAAUAAUGAUGAACACAAGGAAAAUCGCUGAUUAAAUAUUAUAGAUAAUAAACUUAAGAGAACACCACGCCCCCAAACAUACAUACACACAUAUAUACAUACUACAUAUAUAUUUAUAUAUAUAUUUGCCGACCAUCUAUAGAACAAUUAUCCCCCCAAAAAACCCAGCCCAAAACAAAAACAAAAACACACACAAAAGCUAAUGUAAUAUAUAUACCAUAUAAAGCAAAACUUUAAUCUUAAAUGUAGUAAAAUUUAAAAAACAAAACAAGAAAC